AUGUAUGCUACAAAGAAUAUAUCAGAUGAGCAGCUGGAAAAAUGGAAGCAGAUAUAUAAAGAUCAAGAGCAUUUAGCAGCAUACCACCGCAUUCCACCUAUAAGCACUAAUAAUAGUGCAGAGGGUAAGCAUAGACACAUUAACGAACUUGCAAAAAAAGCAAGAAACUUUUCUACUUUCAUCAAAUUCAUUCUGAAUGAUACUAUCAUUAGGAUUAAUGAAUCAAUUGAUCCCAUUAAUAAGCAAAAACGCGAGAAGAAUGACUUGUUAAACGAAAAAUGCAUACAUUGCGGAUUCUCCUAUAAUGAUAUUAAUACUGAUAAGAAUCCUUGUAAAUAUUGCAAGGAUUUCUUUAUGAAUAAGAGUCAUGUUCCCUCUGCAGGCAUACAUGUUAUGAAAAUAGGAGAAAACGUAGGUGAAAUCAUAGAAUUCCCAAUCGAUAAAAAUGUAGGUGAUCAGGAUGAACUCGUGGAUCACAAAGAAAAGAGUUCGCCGAUCGAAAUAUCAAAAUACGCAGAAUUUAUUGAUAUUGACGAUAAAAAUAAAGCAGUUUUAGUCGUAAAACUGCUUUAUAAUCUUGAAACGUUCCAAGAUGCCAAAGAUUUAAUCAAUUCUCUGGAAAAACAAUCAAAAAAUUAUGAAUCUGCAUUACAAAAUAAACCAGAAAUUUGGUUGGAAAAAUACUUGCCUGAAUUAAUGAAGGAAGUAAAAGAUGCGAGAGCUGCUAGAAUGAGAUUGAAGAUAAUAAAGAAGUAG
This is a messenger RNA of Trichomonas vaginalis G3, 756 nucleotides long. RefSeq lists its product as uncharacterized. NCBI's taxonomy places the organism in Eukaryota, Parabasalia, Trichomonadida, Trichomonadidae. The record is from RefSeq and is a predicted model, not a curated record. The coding region runs from base 1 to 756 and encodes 251 amino acids. The transcript has a single exon.